This is a messenger RNA of Vombatus ursinus (common wombat), 2350 nucleotides long. RefSeq names its product myb-related transcription factor, partner of profilin-like. Gene Ontology annotation, biological process: regulation of transcription by RNA polymerase II. The coding region runs from base 1 to 1479 and encodes 492 amino acids. Gene Ontology annotation, molecular function: DNA-binding transcription factor activity, RNA polymerase II-specific; RNA polymerase II cis-regulatory region sequence-specific DNA binding. The record is from RefSeq and is a predicted model, not a curated record. The transcript is spliced from 4 exons. Gene Ontology annotation, cellular component: nucleus. Lineage: Eukaryota; Metazoa; Chordata; Mammalia; Diprotodontia; Vombatidae.
AUGGGUCGGGUCUGUAGUGGCCCAAGACCCACCGGAGGCGGAGGUCUGGCGAAGAAGAGAGAAGGCGCUGGUGGAGCGGCACGUUGUGCGCCUGCGCCGUGGACCCAGCGAGGGCGGCGGACCCAGCGAGGGCGGCGCGUGCGGGACCGCGAGGGGGCGACGGGGCGCGAGGCCGGCGGAGCGGGGCGGGGCCGGGCGGGGCGGGCAGGGGGAGGGGCCGGCGGGGCAACUGCGGCGGCGGCGGAGCCCGAGCGGGCGGCCUGCGAGGGAGCUGCUGCUGCAGGAGCGCCUGGAUCCCCGGCCAGGGCGGGGGCCGCACCCAAUGCAGGAAAAGGCCCUGGACCGGGUGCGGGCACCAGCAGCAGCAGCAGCAGCAUGGCGGGCGAGGUGGAGGAGAUCACCCGCCUGCGAAAGCCACGCUUCUCCUAUGAAGAGAACCAAAUCCUGAUCCAGGAGGUGCGGGCCAACUACUCCCAGCUGUACGGCACGCAGAGCCGCCGGGUGACGGUGGCCGAGCGGAGGCGGGUGUGGGAGGGCAUUGCCGCCAAGAUCAACGGUAUCACCAGCUGGAAGCGCACGGGCCAGGAGGUGCAGAAGCGCUGGAAUGACUUCAAGCGCAGGACCAAGGAGAAGCUGGCCAGGGUCCCCCACUCCACGCAGGGCGGCGGGUCUGGGCCUGGAGCCUCGGAGGACGCCUUCUCUGCCGAGGAGGAAACCAUCUUCGCCAUCCUGGGGCCCGGUGUGGUGGGGGGGCCCGAGCUCAACACCGGGCCGUCAGCUUCCUUCCACCCGCCUCCCCCGCCGGGCCCCUUCCCUCACCGAUACCUCCUGGGGGGAGAGCAGCGGCCGGCCGAAACCUCAGUCCGGAACAAGGCCUGCAGCAGCCCCGAGCCAUCGGCCCGCCCUCCUUGCUACCCCUCGGAGGGCAUCCUCCUUCGUCCCAAAGAGCGGGACUCCCCACCCCCUCCUGCCCCAGCCCCUGCCCCAGACCAGGCAGCCCUGCAGAUUGUCCAGCUCCCGAGGCUAGCCCCAUCGCCACCUCUGCGUCCCCCGUGUCCAGGCCCCUCUCCUUCCAGCCUCCCGCCGCCGCCUCCCCUUCCACCCACCUUAGACCCUUCUCUGGACUUCCUCCGUGCCCAGCGGGAGACUGCAGAGGCCAUCCGUGAAUUGGAAGGCACUUUGCGCCAGGGACUGGCUAAGCUGAGCAAUGUCCUCAGCGCCCUCCUGCCCCUCUUGGCUGGCCCAGAGCCACCCGUGCCCCUGCCUGCUGCCGGGCUGGCCCCGGCCCACCCCAAGGUGGAGACCUCACCUGAGCCCGCGGCGUUAGCCGUGGAGGAGGGAGAGGAAGCAGCCAUAGUGGGGACUCCCCCAGGGCAGGAGGGGGGUACCCGGCCUCCUCUACCCAGAGAUUCACCUCCAGUGAAGAGGAGGAAAGGUUUCCCAACGCGAAAACGGAGGGGAAGGUGGAAGAACAUGUGAUCACCCUGCUCAGGGGUGUCCCGCUGCCUGCUCCCGGUCUCCUGCCACCCUCUGCCCUGCUUGGCCCAGUUCAGGGGGAAAGGGAGGCUCAACACUGCUUGUAACCAAUUCCAGUGGGCUCUGGUCCCUUCAGCUGCUCCCUCCUGUCGCUCUCCGUUCCCACCACCCCCUCUGGGGCUGUGCCACCCACAAUCCCCGUUUAGUGCCUGAUUUUCUUUAGCGUUAGGCUCAAGUUUCACAGAAUUUGGAGAUGGAGGGGACUUUGGAGUCCCCUCAGCCCAAUCCCCUCAUUUUAGAGAGGAGGAAUGAAGCCCGGAGAGAUGGAGAGACUUGCCCAAGGUCCCCCCAUAGCGUCGAAGUGGCAGGUCCAGAUUCAGACCUAAACCCUCAGACUCCAGAUGCAGGGUUCUUUCCCACAAUUCCACGCUGCCUGCCCCCUAGUCAGACACAUGCCCAGCCUCCCCAAGUAUCACAGCCUUAGGAGUAUCCCCAUCUUGGACGUGCAAAGCCGUCACUUUAACCUUAUUUAUUACUGUUCUGUGGGAGGUGCGGUUGGAGGGUCUGUGACCCCCUUAUCCACCAGGUGGAAUUCCCACCUGAUCACCCCCAGCUCGUGGGGGCCUCCUGUCCCGUGGCCCAGAAGCUAGGCUUAGGGUUCCACCACUGUGCCUAGACGGCAUCUGAACCUGGGGUUCAGACGCGACGGGCAAGACAUGGGGAAGUCAGGAGCUCCCCGCCCCUCCUAGCACACCAGAGGGGCUAAGUCCCCGGUCCCUCCAGGCCUCAGGCCUUCCCGCUACCACUCUGUGCCCGCCUUCUUACCCCCCCCCCCACAAGAACAAGAUAUCAAUAAACUAUUUUUUAAUACAAA